Messenger RNA from Nerophis lumbriciformis (worm pipefish), 2428 nucleotides. RefSeq names its product polyadenylate-binding protein 1A-like. NCBI's taxonomy places the organism in Eukaryota, Metazoa, Chordata, Actinopteri, Syngnathiformes, Syngnathidae. Gene Ontology annotation, molecular function: RNA binding. The record is from RefSeq and is a predicted model, not a curated record.
UCGUUUAUUAUUCUGGUUUGAAUUUGUCGAGGCGGCACACAUGAGACAUUUUGGCCAAGUUACGGUGAAAGUGAUCAUCCUGCACUCGUACCGGCCCGCCGGGGAUCGGUUUGGAACUGCCGGCGCGACCUUCCCGGGGCGAACCGGCGUAUAGAUCGCCUCGUUGAUGUGGGGGCUUGGAGGAGGGGAUUUUAUUUUGAAAAAAGAAAAAGAGAGAGAAAGGUAUAUGGCCGCGCUGUACGUGGGCGACCUGCACCUGGACGUGACCGAGGCCAUGCUCUAUGAGAGGCUGAGCCGCGUCGGGGUCAUCUUGUCCAUCCGGGUGUGUCGGGACAUGAUGACCGGCCGCUCCCUGGGCUACGCCUGCGUUAACUUCCAGCAGCUUGCAGACGCCGAACAUGCACUGGACACCAUGAACUUUGACCUGAUAAAGGGGAAGCCCAUGCGCAUCAUGUGGUGGCAGCGGGACCCCUCGCUGAGGAAGAGUGGCGUGGGCAACAUCUUUGUCAAGAACCUGGACAAGUCCAUAGACAACAAUGUCCUGUAUGACAUCUUUUCCUUUUUUGGCAACAUCCUGUCUGGCAAGGUGGUGUGUGAUGAGAACGGCUCUAAAGGCUACGGCUUUGUGCACUUUGAGACUCAGGAGUCGGCCGAGAGAGCUAUUGUGGAAAUGAACGGCAAGCUGCUCAAGGACCGAAAAGUAUUUGUGGGCCACUUCAAAUCCCUCAAAGAGCGUAAGGCCGAGCUCGCCACCCGAGCCAAAGAAUUUACAAAUGUUUACGUUAAAAACUUUGGUGAAGACGUGGAUGAGAGGAAGCUGAGGGCUUUUUUCAAUAGAUAUGGAAGCAUCGCCAGCGUCCGCAUCAUGAGGGACGAGAGCGGGUUGUGUCGCGGAUUCGGCUUUGUCAGCUUCGAGAGGCAUGAGGACGCUCAAAGGGCAGUGGAUGAGAUGAACGGGAAGGAGUUGCACGGCAGGACGAUCUAUGUCAACCGCGCCCAGAAGAAGAUGGAGCGUGAGGCUGAGCUGCAGAGUAAUUUUGAACAGAUGAAGCAAGAGCGCUUCUCCCGCUACCAAGGCGUCAAUUUAUAUGUGAAGAACCUCGACGAUGGCAUCGACGACGACCGUCUGCGAAAAGAGUUUGCGCCAUUUGGUAUUAUAACUAGCGCCAAGGUGAUGACGGACGGCGGACACAGCAGAGGCUUCGGCUUCGUCUGCUUCUCCUCCCCGGAAGAGGCCAGCAAGGCGGUGGCGGAAAUGAGCGGGCGCAUGUUGGGCACCCAGCAGCUGUACGUGGCGCUGGCCCAGCGGAAAGAGGAGCGCCAGGUGUAUCUCAGCAACCAGUACAUGCGGCGCAUGGCCAGUGUGCGGUCCGGCCAGGUCAUCAACCCCUACCAGGCAAUGCCGGGCGCUGGCUACUACAUUGCGACGCAGAUAGCACAGCCGCAAAGCCGCGCUCCUUACUUUCCAGCCGCCGCCCAGAUGACCCAGCUUUGCCCGAGCCCACGCUGGACUACUCCAGACUACCAGAACCACCCUGGUGCCAUGCGCCCCUCCGCACCAAGCCCCCCGGCCUUUAACAGCCUACGCCCUGCCUCCCAGGUGCCUCGUAUCAUGGCCAGCCAGCGUGUAGGAACUCAGACUCUCAGCCCACGGCCCACCACACCAGUUACCCCCUUGUAUGGCAUCCCUCAGUACAAGUACCCCGCAGCUGCCCGCAGCCCUCAGGAUCACGUGCAACAUGUUCAACCGCUAGGGGCGACGUCGGCGCAGCAGCCCGCCGUCCACGCUCAGGUGCAGAAGCCUUUGACUGCAACCGUGCUGGCUGCUGCACUUCCAUUGGAGCAGAAGCAGAUGCUAGGUGAGUGUUUAUUCCCACUCAUACAGAACAUGUAUCAACACCUGGCAGGGAAGAUCACCGGCAUGCUGCUGGAAAUCGACAAUUCUGAGCUUCUCCACAUGCUGGAGUCCCCCGAGUCUCUCCGCUCAAAGGUGGGCGAGGCCGUGGCGGUGCUUGAGGCCCACCAGGCCAAGGAGUUGACCCGAAAGACCUACUGACGGAUCUGAGGAUACGACGAGCUCCAGGAGUUACAACGCACUGACUGCGAGAAGAAUCUGAUCAUAACAUGAGUAAAACAUCACAGAAUAGUCAAAAUCACCAUAAAAUUUAAAAAAAUUACCAUAAAAUAUGAGAAUAGGUUGAUCAAUAUUGAUGGUUGUCAGAUCAAAUUUAAACCAUUGAAAUAGCUGUAGAAUAUAUUUUUUAUUUAUUUAGACGAAAUGUGUUGUUUUUGUAUAUAUUUUUUAUUUUUAACACUUGAGCUGUUUUUGGGGUGGGGUGAAAGGUUUACUUAAGUAAAGGUUCUGCAAAUGUGUUUGCUUGUUUGAUGGUUAACCUCACUACCUCACAAAUAGAAACAGUAGAAAAUA